This is a messenger RNA of Magnolia sinica, 1236 nucleotides long. RefSeq names its product LRR receptor-like serine/threonine-protein kinase RGI5. Gene Ontology annotation, molecular function: protein binding. The transcript is spliced from 4 exons. Lineage: Eukaryota; Viridiplantae; Streptophyta; Magnoliopsida; Magnoliales; Magnoliaceae. The record is from RefSeq and is a predicted model, not a curated record. The coding region runs from base 1 to 1236 and encodes 411 amino acids.
AUGGUCGAACUGAAGCAUCUCCGUUACUUGGACUUGAACAAUAAUGCUUUUAAUAGUGUUCCGAUUCCAGCUUUCUUGGGUUCUUUAAAGGAAUUGAGCAAUAAUGCUUUUAUUGGCGUUCCGAUUCCAGCUUUCUUGAGUUCUUUAAAGGAGUUGGGGUACUUGGACCUGUCAAAUGCAAGGUUCAGUGGGAGAAUUCCUCAAAAUCUUUUGGUUGAACUGAAACAUCUCCAUCACUUGGACUUGAGCAAUAAUGCUUUUAAUGGCGUUCUAAUUCCAGCUUUCUUGGGUUCUUUAAAGGAGUUGAGGUACUUGGACCUGUCAAAUGCAGGGUUUAGUGGGAGAAUUCCUCAAAAUCUUGUAAAUCUCUCUUACUUGAGUACUCUUGACAUCUCUAAUAACUCUCUGACAGGCCUAAUUCCUGCAUCUCUUGGAGGAUUUUCAUUGCCACGAUAUUUAAGUCUUUCUCAUAAUCGGUUGAAUGGGUUAAUACCAAUAAAUUUAAGACACCUUUCUAACUUACAUUUUCUUGACAUCUCAUACAACUCUCUAACAGGUAACCAAAUCAAUGGCACAAUUCCCUUGUCUAUAGGAGAAAUGACAUCCUUGUUUGUCUUAGAUCUUUCCCGAAACAAGAUAAGUGGUACCAUUCCAUCAAGUUUGGGCAAUUGUGUAGGCCUUGAAGCACUUGACUUGAGUAGGAACCAUUUAUCAGGGGUAAUACCCAAGUCAUUGGAAAACAACUUCUCCGGAAACAUUCCGGCUUGGAUUGGCAAUAGUUUUCAUUCCUUAAGAAUUCUUCGAUUACGUUCUAAUAAGUUUAUAGGCAAAAUUCCACAACAAAUAUUAAACCUUACUUCUCUCCGAGUUCUUGAUGCAGCACACAAUUAUUUAUCUGGUUCAAUGCCUCAAGGUUUGGAAAACCUCAUUGGCAUGAAAAAUGAACAAAUGACCAAUUACAUUCUUCACUAUGGAGGAGCAAUACAGGGUCAUUAUUAUGAGGAAAACUUGAUUAUGUCAAUGAAGGGGUUGGUGUUUAAUUACAGUAAAACAAUUUCCCUUCUGACGUGCAUUGACCUUUCAAGUAAUCACUUGUCCGGCAAGAUUCCCGAAGUACUCACAAAUCUCUUGGGAUUGCUUGGCUUGAACUUGUCAGGAAACAACUUCACUGGAAAAUUUCUAGACAAGGUUGGUAGAUUGGCAUUGUUGGAGUCUCUUGAUUUCUCAAGAAACUAG